Messenger RNA from Branchiostoma belcheri (Belcher's lancelet), 1739 nucleotides. Its product is annotated as inositol-trisphosphate 3-kinase A-like. NCBI's taxonomy places the organism in Eukaryota, Metazoa, Chordata, Leptocardii, Amphioxiformes, Branchiostomatidae. Gene Ontology annotation, biological process: inositol phosphate biosynthetic process. The coding region runs from base 269 to 1675 and encodes 468 amino acids. The transcript has 8 exons. The record is from RefSeq and is a predicted model, not a curated record. Gene Ontology annotation, molecular function: inositol-1,4,5-trisphosphate 3-kinase activity; inositol tetrakisphosphate kinase activity. Gene Ontology annotation, cellular component: cytoplasm; nucleus.
UCGAAUGACGUGUGUCAUCACGUCAAGUGAAUGGGGGUCGUUCUCACUCGCAAAAGUGUUUUUCUCCUGAUCAACAGGCAUAAUAAAAACCGCUGAUCACUUCCACCGUACCUCACACUCUCAACUUCGGCGUUUAACGAACCGUAACGUAAAAUCUGAGGGAAUAUUUGAGCGGGAUUCUGUCGUCUGAUUCAGUGUACGAGAGGAGAAGGUUCUGAGAGGAUUCACGUUCCCAGGGUAGCGUUGAGCGACUGUUUCUCGGAGCAAAAUGGGCCAACAAGCCGGCAAAGAAGACGGCCUCAGCCCCUCUCCAACUGCCGAUACAGACACGAACAGAGCCAACUCCGUGACCAAGUGGAACCAAGUCAGCGUCAGGUGCGCCAAGCAACUGCAGACCUACACAUGCACGCCCCCUGGCGGCAGGAAGAAGAAGCGCCACAAGAUGUGCCGGAGCCUGAGCGAGGACGACGCCCGGAUCAGAGACACGCCGCCACCGUCUCCUGGACUGCUUGCUAAGAAUAUCCUGAACGUUUUGAUCACUACCACCGACAUCGACAGAGAGAAUCGUUCUAAUGGAUGUGUUCAGAGUCGGGACUCACAGAGCGAGCGGGAAAACAUCCCUCAUGACGUCAUACCGCACAACAGAUCGUCUGAAAAUGACGUCACCGCCGAGAACAACAAAAACAACGCACAAGAGACACACAAGAGCGCAGCGACAUGUAGUGACGGACUUUCAUCACAGCAUCAAAGCGCAACGGCGGACCAAGACGCGAGGUUAAAGGAAAACCAGAAGAAUGAAGAUAAAGACAACACGGAAGACAACAAAGAAAAUCAGAACAACCCCACCAAGAAGGAAGGUUUCGUACAACUUUCGGGACAUGAAGGUGCGUUCGCCCAGGGCGCCAAGAACACGAUCCUGAAGCUCCAAACGAAGGACGGGGACACGGAGGCGCGGGUGUACGAGCGGCUGAUGGGGGACGUGUGCCGGGAGGUCGUGCCCGGGUACCACGGGGAGGUGUUCAGGGACGACAAGUACUACAUCGAGCUGGAGAACCUGCUGACGCACUUUGUGGGGGACGUGGCGGUCAUGGACGUCAAAAUUGGGAAUAGAACGUUUGCAGAAAAGGAGGCCAUCAACCCGAAGUUACGGCCAGACCUGUACCAGAAAAUGGUAAAAGUGAACCCAGAAGCGGCCACCAAAGAGGAACAACAGAAACAAGCCAUCACCAAAGUCAGAUACAUGACGUUCAGAGAAAAGGAGAGCUCAACAUCAGCAUUUUCAUUCAGGGUAGAGGCUUCGAAGGUACCGGGAGGAAAGACCAACAAGGAUCUUAAGACGGUGCGAACUUGGGAGCAGGUUCUGAAGACGCUAGGAAAAUUCUUCAAGGGUCACCCUGCAGCGCGAGACAAGACUGUGGAGAGACUUCAGGUCAUCAGGGAAAAAUUCACCGCGUCAGACUUCUUCAAAAGGCAUGAGAUCGUAGGCAGCUCCAUUCUAAUGCUGUACGAUGUGGAAGACAACGCGGGCGCGUGGAUGAUCGACUUCGCGAAGACCGCGGCGUUACCGGAUGACAUCAGCGUCUCACAUGCCGUACCCUGGGAGCUGGGGAACCACGAGGACGGGUACCUCACUGGACUGGAUAACCUGAUCAAGGUAGCUGUCUUUGUAUACUAAAAUCAUUUCUUAUUGGUCAGUUGGUCACCAAAGUGGGACUAGGUAGUCAGUAGGUAGUGCGUUG